AGACAGUUGCCUGCCGCGGCCCGUCAGUCAUUGAGGACGGCGCCGCGCGUGUGGUGCUGCCGCGCGCCAUUACAAAUGCUUUGUGCCCAUUCGAGGAAGGCAGCGCGUAACACAUCACCAGAAUGUGACUAAACGAGUGUACGUCCCCGACGACUUCCCCACAAACUGGACACAACGAACUUCUAUCACUUUCUAAUACGUAUUUAAUUUUCCGUGUGUGAUUCGUUUCAAACUCACGCGAUAAAACGUGUGUGCGUAUAAAUAAAUAAUAAUUUUAUAGUGCGUCCAGCCGUACUCGUCAUGACUAUAUCGUACGCCGGCGAGGUACCAAACGGCAGCAGUUUCGGUUGUUUUUGGAGGAUCCUAUUGAAGUGGCGAGGCAGUGUGUACAAGUUGGUGUGGCGUGAGCUGCUGGCUUACCUCACCCUGUACUACUCCAUCAACCUGCUGUACCGGUUUGGCUUAUCAGAAGAACACCAGAGGAUAUUCGAGAAGGUGCGACAAUAUUUCGGCGCACAGAGCGAAUCGAUCCCGAUGUCGUUCGUGCUCGGCUUUUACGUGAGCCUCGUGGUGAAGAGGUGGUGGGAGCAGUACAAGCUGCUGCCGUGGCCGGACACCCUCGCGCUGUUCAUCUCGGCCGGGAUACCUGGGGCGGUCAGUACCACACCACUCGCUGCACUGGCGAGAAUUGGGUCGCGACAGUACACCGUGUAACGAUGGCUACCUCCAUAUUUAGAACUUAACUGUUUUCUACUAUUUUUUUAAUUUACUUUUUAUUAUAUAUUUGAAAUACCUUAAUUGGAUUAAGGAUACUGCACAGCAUUUCUGCUAACGUUAAAACUACCUUCUUAAUAGAAUCUCAACGACUAACAUUGAACCAUUUUAAUAUCUACCUAAAAGGACGUAAAAGGUCUGAUGAUGAUGAUCCCCCACUGCAAGGGCACAGGUUUUAUGAAUGGUUAAGGAGGUGGAUAAAGGGCAAAUUGUUCUUGCAUUUGAUAUACGAUUAUUACUUAAAUAUCAGCAGAAUUGGUUCACUGUACAUCUACCUACUUUAUAAAACAAUGUAAAGAAGCUACGAUGUUAAACAACUUCUGGGUGUAGAAGCGGCUGAAUAGUGUAUUUUUUAACGACAAGCUGGAAGCACUAGGUUAGUCUGAUUUUAAGAGUCGAAUUGAACCGAAAGAGGCUUUUUAAUACUUACACACGUGUGGUACUCCUAAGAACAUAAAUAUCCUUGCCACCUUUUCUCAAAAUUAUUCACGCAUGCCUAAUGCUAAUUUUGUGGUAUUUCUUUAUAUUCACCAUCGGUCUCUGAUUACAGCUUAAAUCAUAAUUAUUUAUUCUACAUAACUGACUACACACUUGAUGUUGAUAAGUUUGUCCUUAUUAUCGAAAUGGUAGCUAAAGAUCAAUUUAAACCAAGAAUCCUAACGAGUAGUUUAAGUGGUAUUUUUGUACCUCUUCCUCUUCCAUAUUUAUUGAAAGUGGUCAUCUAAAACCCCAGCAUCUUAUCCUCGUAAAUGCUUUGCCCCACAAGGUCCGAAACGAUGUACAGUUACACAUCGUGUAAUGCAAUGAAAUAUUAAAAUAUAGAAAGAAAUCCAUAAAUUUAAAGCGUGUUCUUUGCAAUGGUAUCAUAAUUAUCAUAUACUUAUAAUCUCCAGCAUCUGAAGCAAAUUAAAACGUAAAUCUUAAUGAGGCGUAUGUACUUAUGGUUGCGAAUGUGAUUUUCUUGCCAAGCGAAGGCUCACGAUGUCAAUUUGCCUCAUACAAAUCACAAUUUAUUCUAAUAAAUUGUGUAUAUGCUUCUAGAUCACAGAAAAAAAGUGUUCUGUGGUGUAUAUCAUUCAUCGUAAGGACUUCUUUGAUCACUUUUGCUUUAACUUCAAUAUGAAUAAGAUUCUGUAUUUCGUAUUCAAUGAAGGUUAUAAAGGUUAUAUAAUCAGUAGGUAGUUUAUGAUUUCUUUUUUAUACUAGGUAAAUAUUUGUAAUGGGUUUCCACAUAGCAUUUUUUAUUUCCUUUAAAAUGGAAAAUCCUUUGCUACGAUUGUCAGGAGCUAUUUCGUGUUUAAACUAUAUAAUGGAGAUGUUUUUAUUUAUUUAUAAAAAUUUUAAGCAUUAUUAGGAAACGAAAUAGAGUGAAUUAUGGCAUUAAGUCUGCCAUUAGAACGAUUAAAAUUAUGCAAUAAAGCAUAAAUAAAUAUAUACGUUCUUAUUCGUUUGUAAUGAUAUGUUUUAAUUCUUAUAACGUAAUAAAUAAUCUACACGAUGCCGAACUCCUUUCUCCAACACCAUUUUUCUGAGUAUUUAAAGUUAAGUACAUCUCGUUUUAGUCUUUUUUCGAUUGCGAUCC
Diatraea saccharalis (sugarcane borer) is the source of this 2356-nucleotide messenger RNA. NCBI's taxonomy places the organism in Eukaryota, Metazoa, Arthropoda, Insecta, Lepidoptera, Crambidae. The record is from the annotation of a GenBank genome assembly.